UUUUUGACCAGACGUAAAAAAAACGCGCCUGGUUUAUUUUACAGCGUGCGAGUUAGUUGUGGAUUUGUAGCUCAGAGGUUUGUUGUUGACUUUGAUUAAUCGGAUCAAAUGAAAAAGUACCAAUCCGUUUUUAAUGGCGUUGACAGCUAACUAACGAGGGACAACUAAAGCCAUCAUUCUUUGGCAUUUUUGGAAAUAAGUUUUGAAGUUCAAAUGUCUCUGUUUGUUGUUGACAGAUAUCUUGGAGAAGAAGAAGAUGGAAGAGUCUCCAAAGAGUCUCAGAGUCAGGUGCUGCUGGCUAAGCUGCAGCAGAAGGUGAAACAGAAGCAGAGACAGAGUCUGACAGAGCAGAGAGAAUCUGCGCAGAACGAACAAACAGAGCAGCAGGACGAUAAAAACAAAGAAGACGCAGAUAAAAACAGCAGUAAAGAUCAUCAGGUCCGCAAGAAGAGAAAAUCCAAAGUUGGAGCUGUGUGUGAUUCAGACCUUGACAACAGUGCUGCAAAGAAGAAGAGGAAGAAGCAGUUAGCUCAAGAUGUUUCUUCUGUGAGCAGAAGCAAUGAAACAGAGGACAAAAGAGCAAAAGACCUGGAAGAGUCAGAAAAAGAUUCAUCAAAACCAAAGCCAGAGGAAACUUCGUCCCCAGCAGGAUACACUGUUCUUGGUGGAUUUGACAGCAAAGUCCUUCAGAAGGUGCACAGAGUUCUUCCUCAGUGGCUCGCUGAGCCCGACGUCAUUCACAGAGACAUUAAAAGCAACCUGACACCCAUUUCUGCUGUGCCAGGGGUUUGUGCUCAGCUCCUGAAAAAACUGGAGGAUAAUGGAAUUCAUCACUUCUUUCCCGUGCAAGCGGAGGUGAUCCCAGCCAUCUUGGAGGGUGCACAGCAUGGUCUGCUAGUUGGUGGAGGAGGCUACAGACCCAGAGACAUUUGUGUAUCUGCACCAACAGGCAGCGGCAAGACUCUUUCAUUUGUCAUACCUGUUGUACAGGCGCUGAUGCAGCGAGUGGUGUGUGAAGUCCGGGCUUUGGCUGUACUCCCAACCAAAGAGCUUGCCCAACAGGUUUACAAAGUUUUUGCUUCUUACGCUGAAGGAACGCCACUAAAAGUGUUGAUGCUGGCUGGCCAGAAGUCUUUUGCUGCAGAGCAGGCGUCGCUCUCGGAGCAAAGAGGGAGCGUGAGGCGCAGUGCCGCAGACAUCAUCGUGGCUACGCCGGGUCGUCUGGUCGAUCACAUUAACAGGAACUCAGGCUUGUGUCUGAAGCAGCUCAGGUUUCUUAUCAUCGAUGAGGCCGACAGGAUGAUUGACAGCAUGCACCAGUCGUGGCUCAGCCAGGUCGUAACGGCGGUGUACGGCUCGGGAGCUGAAACGGAGGCCACAAGCCUCUUCAGAAGGACAGAAGUAGCGUUUAUCACAGCAGCCAGUCUUUCUCCACCCCAGAUGCCACUGCAGAAGCUGCUGUUUUCAGCCACGCUCACUCAGAACCCCGAGAAGCUGCAGCAGCUGGGCCUUCACCAGCCCCGCCUCUUCAGCUCCGUCCACAGCGCGGCAGCAGGCCCCACCCAGAAACAAGAUCACUUCCACUUCCCUGAAGGUCUCACGGAGUAUUACAUACCCUGUCAGAUGAGCAAGAAGCCCCUCCUCAUCCUCCACUUCGUCCUGCGCAUGAAGCUCUACCCCAUCCUCUGCUUCACCAACUCCAGAGAGACCGCUCACAGGCUGUAUCUGCUAGUGAAGCUCUUUGGUGGCGUUCAGGCGGCGGAGUUCUCCUCCAGACUCUCUCCUUGGGAGAGGAAGAAGACACUGAAGGACUUUGAACAGGGAAAGAUCCAGCUGUUGAUCAGCACCGAUGCAGCCGCCAGAGGCAUCGAUGUCACCGGGGUGAAGUGUGUUAUUAAUUACGACGCUCCGCAGUACGUUAGGACGUACGUUCACAGGGUUGGAAGAACGGCAAGAGCGGGAAAAGCAGGACUGGCCUUUACUUUUCUGCUCAAAGUACAGGAGACAAAUUUCCUCCAAAUGGUGAAGGAAGCAGGAAGUCCUGGGAUUCAGAAGCAGCUGGUUAAGCCAGAGAACCUAAAAAGUAUGGAGGACCGGUAUGAGCAAGUACUGCAAGAACUAGCUGAUGUUAUCAAGGUAUGGUCCCAAGUAAAGGAAUAAUAAUGAUUUCAGCCAUCUUUAAUUACAUUCUGGUAAAUAAUGCCCGUUUUUUCUUUCUGCAGGAUGAGAAAUCCAGAUGUUAAAGCAGCUGCUGACAUCACACGUUUUAUUUUUCUAUACCAGAUUCAAAUGUUGUAAUUAAACACAAAAUCCAUGUAUGAUAACCAGUUGGGACAAUAAAUGAGAAAGAAAACCCUAA
This is a messenger RNA of Nothobranchius furzeri (turquoise killifish), 2359 nucleotides long. It is a transcript of the gene ddx51, whose product is annotated as DEAD (Asp-Glu-Ala-Asp) box polypeptide 51. Lineage: Eukaryota; Metazoa; Chordata; Actinopteri; Cyprinodontiformes; Nothobranchiidae. The record is from RefSeq and is a predicted model, not a curated record. Gene Ontology annotation, cellular component: nucleus. Gene Ontology annotation, molecular function: nucleic acid binding; ATP binding.